Molecule: messenger RNA, 982 nt
Organism: Prorocentrum cordatum
Lineage: Eukaryota; Dinophyceae; Prorocentrales; Prorocentraceae
Source: the annotation of a GenBank genome assembly
AGGCCCUCCUCCCUUGGCCGCCGCCGAGGCCGCCGCAGCGCAGGCAGCGCCCGCUGCCGCCGCGGAGGCGGCGGCGGCGCCUGCCGUCGACGACCCGCUGGUGCCGCCGGCCUCCGCCGUGGACCCGAUGGUGGCGGGGCCCGACGAGGCGGUGCUGCCGCUGGAGGCGGACGGCGACGGGUGGGUGGAGCUCCUCCGGGACGCCUUCUUCCGCCAGCUGCAGGAGAACGAGUGCCCAGAGCCGCCCCCCUUCCACCGCGCCCUGCGGCUCGCGGUGGAGGCCCACGAGACGCUGACGCCAGGGAAGUUCCCGUACCAGGCCCUCAACAUCCAGCUGGAGAUGCUGAACAAGAUGCGCGGCGUGGGGGGCCACUUCGGCGGCUGCCCGGCCGUGCCUGUCAUACAGCCGCUCGCGCAGGGCGGCAACCUCGCCGUGGCCGCCGCGACGAUCACGGCGGCGGCCAGCCAACUGGGGGUGCCGGCUCACAGCGCGCAGGCGCUGACGGGCCUCCUGUCGCAGGUGACGGUGAGGGGCACCGUGGCCGGGGUGACCCCCCCGCUCCUCGAGGCGCUCCAGACGAUGGCGGGCGUGCAGCCCGGCAGCGUCCCGCCGCUGGGCGCCUUCGGCCCCAACCGGAAGGGCAAGGGCGGCGGCAAGGCGGGCGGCCGCUUCGGGGGCAGAGGGCCGCAGCGGACGAUCGUCAAGUGAGGGCCCGCCGGCGGCAGGCGCAGGGAGGCAGAGCGCUCCUCUGGCUGCAGACUGGUUUGUGCCCCCUCGUCUUGGCAUCGUGGUUGAAUGCUACUGAGUCGCUUUGUUUUGCACAAUUGUGUUCUAGAGCUCGGACCUCCGUAUUUUCGUCGUCCGUCUUGUCGUUCGCAGCUCUUUGGUGCAAAGCACGGGUACGCGUACCAUUUAUUUGCGUCGGUCUCUACGCGGCAUUCCUCUUGGUCGGAAGUUGAGUUGAACAUUAUGCGACAAAAG